AUGUCUUUCCGAGAUGAAUAUCACGAUGAAAGCUACUUGAUCGAAGCCAAAGACUAUGCACCCAGUACCGCAAGUGAAAGUUCUCAAGCCCAUCAGCCGUCCUGUGACGAACAAGGUACCCAACCAGCUAGUUGCGAGGAUGGCUUGCCUCUGGUUGAUGGAGGAGUCCAAGCAUGGCUAUUUCUGACAGCGUCGACUGUGCUCGAGGCACUUGUCUGGGGUUGGGCCGGUGCUUUUGGCAUCUUCCAGGACUACUAUAGUGUCCACGGGCGAUUUAAAGGAUCUGCAAAUAUCGCCGUCAUUGGAACUUGUGCGAUGGGUAUCGCAUAUCUCAUCGCCCCUUUAGCGAUCGUAUUCAUGAUCCUCGUACCUCGUCUUGCCCGUUGGGUAUCAACCAUCGGAGUAGUAAUAAUGUGUCUAUCACUUGCAUUGGGCUCUUUUUCUCAGAAUGUAACGCACUUGGUCUUGACUCAAGGGAUUUUCUUCGGGUUUGGGGGUUGUCUCGCUUAUACACCGUCAAUUCUAUUCAUGUCAGAGUGGUUUAUCACGAAGAAAGGCCUUGCGUUUGGCAUUGUGUGGGCCGGCUCUGGGAUAUCAGGAGUGAUGUUCCCACCCGUCAUCGAAUGGCUGCUAGACCAGUACGGAUUCGAGACCACGCUAAGGAUAUCAGCAGCAGUACUAUUUCUUCUUUCCGCGCCGUUUCUCUACUUUCACAGACCGCGUCUUCCAGUAUCAACAGAUGUGCGUCACGACCGACUCGAUUUCCGUUUCCUAUAUAACAAAGUGUAUCUGAUUUAUCAGCUUGGGAACACGGUAGAAGCGCUAGGAUACUUCCUACCAACAAUUUACCUACCCAUGUACGCUCGCAGCCUGGGUGCCAACGAGUUUCUAAGCUCGUUGACAGUGGCCCUCGUGAACCUUGCAUCUGUGUUUGGCUCGGUACUUGCAGGGUUUCUCUCCGACCGUUAUCACGUUACUACCGUGAUCCUGAUUUCAACCGUUGGCACCGUUCUGUCUGUGUUUUUCGGUUGGGGAUUCGCCGUUACUGUUCCAGCUCUCUAUGUUUUCUGUGUCGCCUAUGGGCUUCUGGCGGGUGGGUUUUCAGCGACAUGGUCUGGCAUGGCGAAUGAAAUUAAAAAGGCCAAUCCAAAUGCGGACGUCACUGUUAUCUUCCCGUUCAUGGAGCUCGGCCGAGGAAUCGGGAAUAUCGCUAGUGGUCCAUUGAGUGAAGCGUUGCUGAGAGCGGAUACCUGGAGAGGCCACGCGUGGGGAGCCUAUGGGAGUGGGUACGGUGCUCUUGUGGUUUGUACAGGGGUAACUGCUGUCGUUGGUGGGGUUUCGGUCGUGGCCCGGCAGCUUAGGUGGGUGUGA
This is a messenger RNA of Penicillium subrubescens, 1371 nucleotides long. RefSeq lists its product as uncharacterized. Gene Ontology annotation, molecular function: transmembrane transporter activity. Lineage: Eukaryota; Fungi; Ascomycota; Eurotiomycetes; Eurotiales; Aspergillaceae. The transcript is spliced from 4 exons. The coding region runs from base 1 to 1371 and encodes 456 amino acids. Gene Ontology annotation, cellular component: fungal-type vacuole membrane. The record is from RefSeq and is a predicted model, not a curated record. Gene Ontology annotation, biological process: transmembrane transport.